GGUACGUACCUGAAAGCUCCACCUUCCUUUUUGCAACCCGGACGGCGGGGGCCUUCUCGGCUAAAUCAAACGCUUAUCAGCUUAUCGGAAACAACCGCCCCAGCUCAAAGCAAUGAACUCCCGAGAUAAGUCAACACAACACUGCUACCUUCCCCUCACCACAUCACAAAUCACACUCGUGACAGUCUGUAUAUAACUUUUUCGAGGCAUUGAGAGAGUUCACAACCAGCAAGCAAUCCACCAAGAAACAUAACCGCAACAAUGGAAUACAAGCCCCAACCCUCCUCCCCUACCCGCGUCCAAGUUCAACCGCGUCUAAUCAUCCAUGGCGGCGCCGGCAACAUCACCCCCGCCAGCCUCGGCCCGGAGCGCUACGUCGCCUACCGCUCCUCCCUCCUGACUAUCGUCUCCAAGGCGCACACCUACCUGACCACGCCCACCCAGUCCAAUUACAAUUCCCCUUCCGGUUCCUCAAAACUCCCAUCAGCCCUCGAAGCCGCCACCUACGCCGUCACCCUUCUCGAAGACAACCCCCUCUUCAACAGCGGCCACGGCGCCGUCUUCACCCGCGAUGGCAUCAAUGAGCUCGAGGCUUCUGUCAUGGUCAGCCGGGGUCAGGCCAAGCGGGGUGUGGGAGUGACCGGGUUGCGCCACGUUCGGAAUCCGAUUCUUCUGGCAAGGAAGGUUUUGGAGCACGGGAGGGACGAUCUUCUGGGUCGCGAAAAGAAGCUUGAUAAUAAUAAUGGAGAUGGGGAGCCUGAUGUCCCCUCGGCCCAAGGCCAUACGCUGAUCCACGGCCCAACGGCGGAAAAGUUGGCGAGGCAGUAUGGCUUGGAGAUGGUGGAUCCUAGUUACUUCUUUACGCAGAAGCGGUGGGACGAGCACGUUCGGGCGUUGGAAAGGGAGAAGAGGGAGCAGCAGGAUAUGCUUGGCACUGGCGCUGCUAGUGGCGUUUCGGCGACCUGGAGUAAGGACGAGUAUCUCCCGCAGGGAACGGUCGGUGCGGUGGCGCUGGAUGUCGACGGCGUGAUUUGCGUGGCGACGAGCACAGGCGGCAUGACGAAUAAGUUGACGGGCAGAAUUGGUGAUACGCCUGUUGUCGGGGCUGGGUUCUGGGCUGAGGAGUGGACGGAGGAUGGUGAUCCUACUUCUCCUCAUAAGAACGGAUCGCGGAAUCCGUUGUAUAGCCCGGGACCAGCGGUGGUUUUGUCGAAUGCGCUCAAGGGGCUCAUCGCUGAUUGUCUGCCUUCGCCUUUUCUGUAUACCCCCACUCUUCAAGACUCGUCUGGCGGGUUGACCACCACCCGGUCAAUCGGUGUUUCUGGAACAGGCAAUGGUGAUUCAUUUUUCCGCAUUGCUGCCGCGAGAACUGUGGGCGCCAUUGCCCGGUAUUCUAGCCUUCCUUCCGUCGUGGCCCUGACCAAGGUUGCUGGGCCGUCCGGAGAGCUUCAGAAGAGCGCCGAUGAUCGAUGGGGCAAGGCUGGCGAAGGCGAAGGUGGCAUUAUCGGACUGGAGUUGGUGGUCGUGCGGGACGCAAAUGGUAAUGUCGUCGAGACACGGUCCGACAUCCUUCAAGACUAUAACUGCGGUGGCAUGUUUCGGGCUUGGAUAGACGAGGAAGGUGUCGCGUAUGCUCGCAUCUUUCGAAUGGAUCAGGAUAUCUCCAGUUCGUAUGUCGGUGAAGGUAGACCCGAAGAUCCGCGGUUCUGGAGUGGCGAAAAGAUCUAGUAGAUUAGUUACAUGGUUCCCUUCUGUCUUGAAACACGUUAGCCGGUAACACGUUCGCAAAGCGCAUGUUGUCUUCCAAAAAAAAAAGAGAAAUAUUAU
Neurospora hispaniola is the source of this 1827-nucleotide messenger RNA. RefSeq names its product putative 20S proteasome subunit alpha type 2. Gene Ontology annotation, cellular component: cytoplasm. The record is from RefSeq and is a predicted model, not a curated record. The coding region runs from base 262 to 1728 and encodes 488 amino acids. The transcript has a single exon. Lineage: Eukaryota; Fungi; Ascomycota; Sordariomycetes; Sordariales; Sordariaceae. Gene Ontology annotation, molecular function: asparaginase activity; beta-aspartyl-peptidase activity.